Molecule: messenger RNA, 792 nt
Organism: Polyodon spathula (Mississippi paddlefish)
Lineage: Eukaryota; Metazoa; Chordata; Actinopteri; Acipenseriformes; Polyodontidae
Product: lysosomal alpha-mannosidase-like
Exons: 4
Coding region: 16-777 (253 amino acids)
Biological process (GO): mannose metabolic process
Cellular component (GO): lysosome
Molecular function (GO): alpha-mannosidase activity
Source: RefSeq, a predicted model, not a curated record
GACGCUGAGGGCGCCAUGGCAACCACGCGAUCACGCGGCUCCGGUUUAAAGCGAGCGUCACGUGAGGCCGGGAGUCCCGUGCUGUCACAUGACUUGUUGUUUCAGGAGAUGGCGGCCGCUGUCCUGAGAGCCGCGGUGUUUCUGUCUCUCUGCGCCGGGAGCCUCACGCUUCCGAGCGGGUCACGGCAGACCAGGCGCCCCUCCUGCGGGUACGAGGCUUGUCACGAAACCAAAGCGGGCGCGCUGAACGUGCACCUGGUGCCGCACACUCACGAUGACGUGGGCUGGCUGAAAACCGUAGACCAGUACUACUAUGGAGCCCGCAAUGAGAUCCAGCACGCUGGAGUGCAGUACAUCCUGGACUCUGUGGUCCGGCAGCUGCUGUCAGACCCAACUAAGCGAUUCAUCUACGUGGAGAUCGCCUUCUUCUCACGCUGGUGGCAACAGCAGAGCGAAGACAUGAGGAGCGCCGUCCAGCAGCUCGUCAACCAGGGGCGUCUGGAGUUCAUCAACGGCGGCUGGAGCAUGAACGACGAGGCCACGACGCACUACAGCGCCAUCAUCGACCAGAUGAGCCUCGGACUGCGCUUCCUCAACGACACGUUCGGCGAGUGCGGGCGCCCCCGCGUGGCCUGGCACAUCGACCCCUUCGGACACUCCCGGGAGCAGGCAUCGCUCUUCGCACAGGUCAGGGGCUUGGACACCCACGCUGACCGACUGGCAGACUGCACAGAUUCAGUACAGCACACCGAUGACAGGCUCAGAGCACAGCGAUAACACAACUACAGAUCU